This is a messenger RNA of Brachypodium distachyon (stiff brome), 3034 nucleotides long. Its product is annotated as transport inhibitor response 1-like protein. The record is from RefSeq and is a predicted model, not a curated record. Gene Ontology annotation, cellular component: SCF ubiquitin ligase complex. The coding region runs from base 92 to 1999 and encodes 635 amino acids. Lineage: Eukaryota; Viridiplantae; Streptophyta; Magnoliopsida; Poales; Poaceae. The transcript is spliced from 3 exons. Gene Ontology annotation, biological process: SCF-dependent proteasomal ubiquitin-dependent protein catabolic process.
UUGGCUCAGCCCACAGCCUGUCCACCUCGCCUCGCGCUUCUUCAGAUCUAAUCAUUAUUUAAUCCAUUUCAUUCACCGGCUCCAGUCUCACAUGAGCACUCCCCGCUCCUCCUCCUCCUCCCCCGAUCCGAUCCCCAACCCAUCCGUAACCCUAGCCGGCUCCCCUGGCAUGCGCGAUGCGGAGGAGGGCCCGGACUCGCCGCCGUCGCGGAUGUCGGAGGACGGCAACGGCGGCGCGUGGACGCCGGAUCUGAGGUGCGGGAGGUGGGCGCCGCCGGACCAGGUGCUGGAGAUCGUGCUUGAGAGCGUGCUCGAGUUCCUCACGGCCGCGCGCGACCGGAACGCCGCCUCGCUCGUCUGCCGCUCCUGGUACCGCGCCGAGGCCCAGACGCGCAGGGAGCUCUUCAUCGGCAACUGCUACGCCGUCUCGCCGCGCCGCGCCGUCGAGCGGUUCGGUGGGGUGCGGGCCGUCGUGCUCAAGGGGAAGCCGCGCUUCGCGGACUUCAGCCUCGUGCCACAGGGCUGGGGCGCAUACUUCUCCACCUGGGUCGCCGCGCUCGGCCCCGCCUACCCGUGCCUCGAGCGCAUCUUCCUCAAGCGGAUGACCGUCUCCGACGACGAGCUCGCGCUCAUCCCCAAGUCGUUCCCGCUCUUCAAGGAGCUGUCCCUGGUGUGCUGCGAUGGGUUUAGCACGCGCGGGCUCGCCACCAUCGCCGAAGGCUGCCGGCAUCUCCGAGUGCUGGAUCUGACUGAAGAUUAUUUUCAUGAGGAUGAGAACCAGGUAGUGGAUUGGAUCUCUAAGUUUCCAGAGUGCAACACGAUGCUGGAGUCGCUUGUAUUUGAUUGUGUUGGUGUGCCAUUCAACUUCGAGGCCCUGGAAGCACUUGUUGCACGAUCACCAGCUCUGCGUCAGCUGCGCGUGAAUGACCAUGUCUCUAUAGAGCAGCUACGUCGUCUCAUGGCAAGGGCACCCCAUAUCACCCACCUUGGUACUGGUUCAUUCCAUUCUGAGCCAGGCUCUGGUGGGGCAUCGUCUGUGUCUGAGCUCGCCACCUCUUUCGCAGCAACCAGAUCACUUGUUUGUUUGUCAGGUUUCUUGGAUUUUAAUGCAGAAUACCUCCCAGCAAUCUACCCAGUUUGUGUCAAUCUCACAUCCCUCAACUUUAGCUUUGCAAGCCUAACUGCUGAGGAGCUCAUACCAGUUAUUUGCCACUGCAUCAGUCUUCGCAUUUUCUGGGUUCUCGAUACGGUGGGUGAUGAAGGCCUUCAGGCUGUGGCUGAAACAUGCUCAGAUCUCCGUGAGCUGCGAGUUUUUCCUCUGGAUGCCACUGAGGAUUCUGAGGGCUCUGUCUCAGAUAUUGGUCUCCAGGCAAUCUCAGAAGGCUGCCGGAAGCUUGAAUCGAUUCUCUACUUUUGCCAGCGCAUGACAAAUGCUGCAGUAAUUGCUAUGUCUGAGAACUGCCCUGACCUUGUGGUUUUCCGCCUCUGUAUUAUGGGCCGACAUCGCCCUGAUCGGAUUACCGGUGAGCCCAUGGAUGAGGGUUUUGGGGCAAUUGUGAUGAAUUGCAAGAAGCUCACUAGGCUUUCGGUCUCUGGCCUUCUCACUGAUAAGGCCUUUGCUUACAUUGGGAAAUAUGGAAAACUAAUAAAGACCUUGUCUGUUGCCUUUGCUGGGAAUAGUGACAUGUCUCUUCAGCAUGUGUUUGAGGGUUGUAUUAGGUUGCAGAAGCUUGAGGUCAGAGAUAGCCCUUUUGGUGACAAGGGAUUGCUCUCUGGCAUGAACUAUUUUUACAACAUGAGGUUCUUUUGGAUGAACUCCUGCAGGCUAACCGUGAAGGGCUGUAGGGAUUUAGCUCAGCAAAUGCCAAAUUUGGUGGUUGAAGUAAUGAAGGACCAUCCUGAUGAGGAAGGGGAGAUCGAUACCGUUGAUAAGUUGUACUUGUAUCGAUCACUUGCAGGACCAAGGAAUGAUGCUCCUUCAUUUGUCAACAUCUUGUAGUGCUGCUAUUGAAGAAGUUUUCUUACGGACAUGUUGUGUUAUUCCUGAUUGUUGUCGUCCCUGAUCAAGCAUGUUAGAGGCUCUGAGCCAUAGUGGGAAGCUUCCCAUGGAUGAUUUUGAAAAUUCAUGGGAAACAUGCACGUGUCAUUCAGUUAAGCGGACCAUCGAUUGUUCUUUUCUGGGCUGAUUACAUUGAGAUUUAAAUCGUAUGAGGUUCUUUUCUGAGCAGGUCACCUUGUGAUUAACCCGAUGCCGAAUGGGAAAUCUGUUUAUUUUCCUUGCCAGCACCAGACUGAUGCAUUGUACUAUAGCUGAGUUGUUGGAACUGAUUGCACAGGGACUGGCUGCUAGCAGACACCAAUACAGCAGAUUUUAGAUGGUUCAUGUGCCCUCAAGUCUCCAGCCACUGAUGGUUUGCCAUCUAUUGUUCAGUGUAUCUGCUCACACGAAGAAAUACCGAUGCUUAUGUUGGAAGCUUGAGUGUUUCAUGAAUGUCUCUGCUGCGAAAUUUUCCGUUCCCAUUUUCUUAGCUUCCCUAAAAAAGUUGUUUUUGUAGAUCAAUGUAGACAUUUAUCCCUUUUCUUGGUCUCACCUUCUGCUGUUAUUAAUCCAGAGGAUAUUGGAGGAACUGAAAUUCAAUCAGCAUGAUUUCGUUUUGCUCUCCUUCCUUGGUUGCAUGUCUUGCCUUCAUCACUGCUGCAUUGCCAUGAUCAUAUAUUUACUUUGACUAUGACUGCUCGGUUGAUACUGCUAUAACAAUAAAUGGCCUGGUCUGUGUGUUGUGAUGAUAAGGCUAUGCCCUUCUAAUGAUUUGAUCUCAGAGUGGGUCCUUAUUUCAUGUAGAGCUGCAUGACAUCGACUGGGUCCUUUAUCCUUCUCGUCUUUCAGGAUCCCUGGAUAGGUCACAGAGCUCCCAAGAAGCAGAGUUGAAUAGUCACAAGGAAAGAGAAAGCUCAACAGGUUUACUUCCUGACGUUGUAACAUGUAGUAUGUACUACUGUUUUCCAAAUAAUAAACGGGUAGGUCUUGACCUCA